AUGGGUUUUUCAUACUUUCUGGCUGCCCUUUGUCUGGGUAUCGCCUCAGCUGCUCUAGAACAUGAUCAAAAUUUAGAUGCACAAUGGAACCAGUGGAAGUCAACAUAUAAGAGACCAUAUAGCACGGAUGAAGGUGGUUGGAGGAGAUCAGUGUGGGAGAAGAAUAUGAAGAUGAUUGAACUACACAAUCGGGAAUACAGCCAAGGGAAGCAUGGCUUCACGAUGGCCAUGAAUGCCUUUGGUGACAUGACCAAUGAAGAAUUUAGGCAGGUGAUGAAUGGAUUUCAAAACCAGAAACACAAGAAGGGAAAGAUGUUCCGUGAGCCUGUCUUUCUUGAGGUCCCCAAAUCUGUGGAUUGGACUCAGAAAGGCUAUGUGACUCCUGUGAAGAAUCAGGGUCAGUGUGGUUCUUGCUGGGCUUUUAGUGCAACUGGUGCUCUUGAAGGACAGAUGUUCCGGAAAACUGGCAAACUUGUUUCCCUCAGUGAGCAGAAUCUGGUGGACUGCUCCCGGUCUGAAGGCAAUAAUGGCUGCAAUGGUGGCCUCAUGGAUUAUGCUUUCCAGUAUGUUAAGGACAACCUAGGCAUUGAUUCAGAGGCUUCCUAUCCAUAUCUUGCAACGGACACACAGACCUGUAACUACAAGCCUGAAUAUUCUGUUGCCAAUGACACUGGCUUUGUGGACAUCCCUCCACGGGAGAAGGCACUGAUGAAGGCAGUGGCAACUGUGGGCCCUGUCUCUGUCGCUAUUGAUGCAGGUCAUGAGUCCUUCCAGUUCUAUAAAUCAGGCAUUUAUUAUGAACCAGAUUGCAGCAGCAAAGACCUGGAUCAUGGUGUCCUGGUGGUUGGCUAUGGCUAUGAAGGAAAAGAUUCAGCAAACAACAAAUACUGGAUUGUCAAGAACAGCUGGGGUUCAAGUUGGGGCACGAAUGGCUAUGUAAAGAUGGCUAAAGACCAGAACAACCACUGUGGAAUUGCCACAGCAGCUAGCUAUCCCACGGUGUGA
Messenger RNA from Chrysochloris asiatica (Cape golden mole), 1005 nucleotides. Its product is annotated as cathepsin L1-like. Gene Ontology annotation, molecular function: cysteine-type endopeptidase activity. Gene Ontology annotation, biological process: immune response. The transcript is spliced from 7 exons. NCBI's taxonomy places the organism in Eukaryota, Metazoa, Chordata, Mammalia, Afrosoricida, Chrysochloridae. Bases 1 to 1005 code for a protein of 334 amino acids. Gene Ontology annotation, cellular component: lysosome. The record is from RefSeq and is a predicted model, not a curated record.